AUGCAGUCCCCCCGGACAGUUAAAGACCUGCAGCGAAUCAACGGCAGACUCGUCGCCCUGUCCCGCUUCCUCGCCCGAUCGGGCGAUCGCUGCCUCCCUUUCUUCAAGGCGCUCAAAGACCCGAAAAACUUCCAAUGGACGUCGGAAUGCGAGGAGGCUUUGAAACAGAUGAAGCAGCACUUGGCCACCCUCCCUCGACUCGCCUCUGUCUUCCCCGGCGAAAAGCUGGGGCUCUAUCUGGCGGCCUCCCCGUACGUAGUUAGCUCCGUCCUCGUCAAGGAAAUCUCCGGCGCACAGCUCCCGAUCUACUACGUCAGCCACAUCCUGAGUGGACCCGAGGAGCGUUACCCGCCGAUAGAAAAACUCGCACUCGCCCUGGUGCUCUCAGCCCGGAAGUUGCGCCCCUACUUCCAGGCACACUCGGUGGAAGUCGUCACCGACCAACCUCUCCGGCAGAUCUUAACAAAGUUCGAUGUUGCAGGUCGGCUUCUCCGAUGGGCGGUGGAGCUCGGUGAGCAUGACAUCAGCUACGUAGCCAGGACCGCCAUCAAGGCCCAAGCGGUAGCCGACUUCAUCGUGGAGCUAGCUCGGGUGGGCAAAGACCUCAAGCGAACUCCCGAGGCUUGGACCCUACACGUGGACGGCUCGGCCAACUCUGGGGGCGCCGGAGCUGGGCUGGUCCUUCUCGCCCCCGACGGACGCUCAUUCGAGCGCUCCCUCCGCUUCGGGUUUAAAGCCACUAACAAUGAGGCGGAGUACGAAGCCCUCCUAGCCGGAUUGAGGCUGGCCCUCGAGAUGCAGGUGGCCGCAAUACACGUCCUCACUGACUCGCAACUCGUGGCCGAACAACUCAGCGGAGGAUACGAGGCUCGUGACGCAACCAUGGCCAAAUAUCUGGCACGGGUAAGGGAUCUAACCACGAAAUUCCCUCACUUUACAUUGUCUAACAUUCCGAGGGAGGAGAACGCACGGGUCGACGCGCUCGCUAAGCUGGCGUCGAGACGAACCCCCGAAGCGUGGUCAGAGAUAGAGGAGCUUCCCGCUCGCGCCAUUGAGGUAGCUACCACGGCCCCAGGCAGUACGCCGACCACGUGGGUGCAAGAGCUGCUGCGCUUCAAGCGAGAUGGAGCCCUCCCCCUCGACGAAGUCGCAGCUCGACGUCUGCGCCGCACACACGCUUGGUACACCGAGGAAAGUGGUCGGCUGUACAGACGAUCCUUCACCUACCCCUUCCUGAGGUGUUUGGAGCCUGACGAAGCCCAGACCGUCCUGGCUGAAACUCAAUAG
Musa acuminata subsp. malaccensis (wild Malaysian banana) is the source of this 1287-nucleotide messenger RNA. NCBI's taxonomy places the organism in Eukaryota, Viridiplantae, Streptophyta, Magnoliopsida, Zingiberales, Musaceae. The record is from RefSeq and is a predicted model, not a curated record.